This is a messenger RNA of Mya arenaria, 1072 nucleotides long. Its product is annotated as 17-beta-hydroxysteroid dehydrogenase 14-like. Bases 36 to 797 code for a protein of 253 amino acids. Gene Ontology annotation, molecular function: oxidoreductase activity. The transcript has 10 exons. NCBI's taxonomy places the organism in Eukaryota, Metazoa, Mollusca, Bivalvia, Myida, Myidae. The record is from RefSeq and is a predicted model, not a curated record.
AGAGCCUUUAUCUGCAUGUAUUGCACUAUUUGAAAAUGGCCUCUGUAGGACGUUUUCAGGAUAAAGUUGUCAUAGUUACGGGUGGAUGCAAUGGCAUGGGAAAAGGAAUUGUUACGGUGUUUCGUGAAAAUGGCGGAAAGGUUGUUAUCUGGGAUAUUGAUGACGAGACCGGGAAAUCAAUGACCAGCGAUGUACAGUUCUUCAUCCACUGUGACAUGACGAAAGAAAAAGACAUUAAGAGUGCGGUCGAGCAAACAGUGACAAAGUAUGGCAGUGUCCACUGCCUCGUAAACAACGCUGGAUGGCACCCACCUAACCACACCAUAGACGAGUAUUCAGCUGAUGAAAUGCGCAAGCUCAUGGACCUUAACUUUGUCGCAUAUUUUCUAGCUGCAAAGUACACACUUCCUUUUCUACGGAAGACAAAAGGGACCAUCGUCAACAUUGCCAGCACAGCUGGCACGUAUGGUGCACGCCUUGCAACAGCCUAUUGUGCUUCAAAGGCGGCUAUAUCUGGAUUUACUCGUGCACUGGCUCUGGACGAGGCGUUGAACGGGGUGAGGGUGAACGCGGUGGUGCCGGGAUCAACCAAUACGCCUCUGUUGCAUUCAUUCGUCCACUCAGAAGACGACAAGCGGGAAAUGGAAGACAUGUCGGUUUUGCGACGUCUCGGUGAACCGGAGGAGAUAGGUCACGUGUGCUUGUUCCUUGCCACUGACGCCACAUUUGUAAUAGGCCAGGAAAUCCAUAGCACGGGCGGAAUGGGCGUUGGCGAGCUUUACCAGUAUAGGAAGUGAGGAUGGUUAUCAGAAAGCGGUCACAGCAUGUUAAUGAUUGCCGCUGAUAUCAAGCCGUUAUCGACUGUUAUUUGGGAGGGGACGUUGUUUUGUUAUCGAUUACAUUCAGUGAAGAAAAAUUGUUAAACUACAAUGGGAUAUGAUUAAACUAGAGGUACAAUUCUGAAGACUGCCUUGACACGGGAAAAUAUUACUUUUUUGUUGUAGUUUUUUUAAUAUGCCAUAACAAUUAUAUUAAUGUUUAUAUGGUUAAACCAAUAAAAAGAAACUUGAAA